Dipodomys ordii (Ord's kangaroo rat) is the source of this 945-nucleotide messenger RNA. RefSeq names its product olfactory receptor 6C75-like. Gene Ontology annotation, biological process: G protein-coupled receptor signaling pathway. The transcript has a single exon. The coding region runs from base 1 to 945 and encodes 314 amino acids. The record is from RefSeq and is a predicted model, not a curated record. Lineage: Eukaryota; Metazoa; Chordata; Mammalia; Rodentia; Heteromyidae. Gene Ontology annotation, cellular component: membrane. Gene Ontology annotation, molecular function: olfactory receptor activity; G protein-coupled receptor activity.
AUGUCUCUGAGAACAGGAAAUGGAACGAUUGUCCAGGAAUUCAUCUUGGAGGGAUUCCCGGCCGUCCAGCACCUGGGGAAGAUUCUCUUCUCUGUGCACCUGCUGGCCUACCUGGCCUCCAUCACAGGAAACAUGGUCAUCAUCACCAUCACCUGUGCCGACGCCCAUCUCCAGACACCCAUGUACUUCUUCCUCUGCGUUUUUUCUUUCAUUGAGUGUUGCUUCACCAGCACAGUUAUUCCCAAGUUGCUGCUCAUUUUUCUUUUUGGCAGGCAGACCAUUUCUUUUGCUGCCUGUUUCAUACAAGCAUUUGUCUUUAUCUUUGUGGGAUCAUCUGGUUUCCUCAUCAUCGCUGUGAUGUCUGUGGACCGAUAUGUGGCCAUCUGCAGGCCUUUGCACUAUCCCAGCAUCAUGAGCCCGAGGACUUGCUUCUUGCUGGUCAUUGCCUGCUUUGCCACCAGCUUUCCACUCAUCACUGGUCUACUGGUGAAGAUUUCCCGGCUGUCCUUCUGCGGUCCCCAUGUCAUCCCUCACUUCUUCUGUGACCUUGGCCCUCUGAUCCAUCUCUCCUGCUCUGACACUAGAUCUGCUGAAAUGAUGGCCUUUGCCCUGGCCUUGUUAAUCCUUUUCACAUCCCUCACCAUAACCAUCGUGGCCUACAGCAACAUAGCGGCCACCAUUAUACGUCUCCCCUUAGCCAAGGAAAGACAGAGAGCAUUCUCUACCUGCUCCUCCCACCUCAUGGUCCUCUCCCUGAUGUAUGGCAGCUGUGUCUUCAUAUACGUGAAGCCGAAGCAAACAAGCAGGCUGGACUCUAACAGAGAGGCGGCGCUGGUGAAUACAGUGGUGACUCCCCUGCUGAACCCUGUCAUCUACACUCUGCGCAACAAGCAGGUCCACCAGGCUCUCCAGGAGGCACUGUGCAGAAGGGGGACAUUGAGGUAA